CUGUAUCGAAUUCAGACGUUUUUGCGGAACUCGAGAGGGAGCAGUACCACGUCUGACAAUGGGUUUGGCCUAGUCGUGCAGCAACUCAAGUCAUGUAUUGUUUACUUACUUUGGCAAAGCGCUAUUCUUUAUGCUGUUCCUGGCGUACUUUCUAUGAAUACCGUUUAGAUACACUAACAGCCCGAGAGCAGGCGGGAAAAUAAAAUGAACCUCCAAGUAAAUAAGCACCCGGCCCAGCCAUGUUUGGCACAGAGUCCUCGCUAAGCAUGUUCCUGAAUACACUGACCCCAAAAUUUUACGUCGCUUUGACUGGUACUUCUUCCUUGAUUUCAGGACUUAUAUUGAUAUUUGAGUGGUGGUACUUCAGAAAAUAUGGCACUUCUUUUAUUGAGCAAGUGUCCGUGAGUCACCUGCGACCUCUACUGGGAGGAGUAGAUAACAGCUCCCCAAACAACUCCAAUACAAGUAAUGGAGAUGCAGACUCCAACCGACAAAAUGUGUCCGAAUGUAAAGUGUGGAGAAAUCCACUAAAUUUGUUUCGAGGAGCAGAAUAUAACAGAUACACGUGGGUUACUGGUAGAGAGCCUCUCACAUACUAUGACAUGAAUCUUUCAGCACAGGACCAUCAGACCUUCUUUACCUGCGACUCAGACCACAUCCGCCCUGCUGAUGCUAUAAUGCAGAAGGCAUGGAGAGAAAGAAACCCACAAGCGAGAAUAUCUGCUGCACAUGAAGCUCUGGAGCUUGAGGACUGUGCAACAGCAUAUAUCCUGUUGGCUGAAGAGGAGGCUACCACCAUUGUGGAAGCAGAAAAGCUAUUCAAACAGGCAUUGAAGGUGGGAGAAAGUUGCUACCGCCGCAGUCAGCAGCUCCAACACCAUAGCUCCCAGUAUGAGGCCCAGCACAGAAGGGACACAAAUGUGUUGGUUUAUAUUAAGAGGAGACUUGCUAUGUGUUCCCGAAAGCUCGGAAGAACUAAAGAGGCAGUGAAAAUGAUGAGAGAUUUAAUGAAGGAGUUCCCUCUCCUCAGUAUGUUCAAUAUUCAUGAGAACCUACUGGAGUCACUCCUUGAACUGCAAAACUACGCUGAUGUUCAGGCAGUUCUUGCCAAAUAUGAUGACAUUAGCUUACCGAAAUCUGCAACAAUAUGCUACACAGCAGCCCUUCUUAAAGCCAGAGCAGUGUCCGACAAGUUCUCUCCAGAGGCAGCAUCUCGACGAGGCUUGAGUACAGCAGAAAUGAAUGCAGUGGAAGCCAUACACAGAGCGGUAGAAUUCAACCCACAUGUACCCAAAUACCUCUUAGAGAUGAAAAGUUUGAUACUGCCACCGGAGCACAUCCUAAAGAGAGGCGACAGUGAGGCCAUAGCUUAUGCCUUCUUCCACCUGCAGCACUGGAAGAGGGUGGAGGGUGCACUCAACUUACUGCACUGUACUUGGGAAGGCACUUUUAGAAUGAUUCCUUACCCUUUGGAAAAAGGACAUCUGUUUUAUCCAUACCCAAUCUGCACAGAGACAGCAGACAGGGAGCUCCUACCAACAGUGUUUCAUGAGGUGUCUGUGUACCCGAAGAAGGAGCUGCCUUUCUUCAUUCUGUUUACGGCAGGCCUCUGUUCUUUCACUGCCAUGCUAGCUCUCCUCACUCACCAAUUUCCAGAGCUCAUGGGAGUCUUCGCUAAGGCAUUUCUCAGCACCCUGUUUGCUCCUCUUAACUUUAUCAUGGAAAAAGUGGAAAGUAUUCUGCCUUCUGGACUUUGGCACCAGCUCACACGAAUCUAAUAACAUGGAUUUGAACCAAAUACCCUGGUGCCAAGCUCAUAGGAACUGCUGUAGACAAACAGGAGAAUUCAGAGAACCAAAAGAGAAAGGGAAAAAGCUAUUUGAUGAUCUUUGUUCUACUCCCAUUUUUCAUUUUCUGAUGUAAGAAUUUUCUGUUUUUGAAAAAAGGGUGGGGGAAAAAAAGCUCUGUUGAAAUAAAAAGAAAAAAAUAAAGACUUCACAUAUAUAUUUUUUGUGAUUUCUGUGACUGGAUCUAAUUGAAUUCUAAUACAAAUAACAUUCACACAUGACCAAUAAACCAACCUCUGUCAUUUACACUUAAGACAAAAGUAUAACCUGUACAAGCCUUUAACAAGAAAAAAAUAGACUUUUUGUUGCAGUUUUAAAUGGAAAAGAUGAAUUACAUACUUCUUGUUGAUAGCCACAUGAUGCCGUUAUGUAAGAUGUGGAGUUUGGGAGAAAGACCAUGCCUGAAACUCCUGAAGAUAACCCUUCCACUAAUGUUCUGACAUUUUGCGACGCAUCAUCUCCCCAUCACUUCCCCAGUCUCCAUGACUUCACACUCCACUUCUGGAUCCAUCAUGAAGCAGGAUCCACCUUAGCCCAAUGCAGAAGCCUCUCAGAACUCCAACCCAAGGUCUCUGUGUUGCCUCACCUUUCUAUGGUUUUGCUUUCCUGUCUCAAAGCACAGAAAACACUUGCAAGUUUGUUGAGAUGCUUGAGGGCCACAAAAAAGUUAUUUGCUCCUGCAUAGUCCUCACAUAAUGUAAAUGUUUAACAUUUGUAUCCUGAGUAAUGCCUGGAGGUUUCUUCUAUCUCUGAUGUUUUUCUGUGAUAUUUUUGUUAAUUUGUUAUUGCAAAUUUCAAGUAACUUUGGUUUCUUCUGCAAUUGAGUACUUGUACUGCCACACCUAAACAAUACUGCAUU
This is a messenger RNA of Electrophorus electricus (electric eel), 2706 nucleotides long. RefSeq names its product suppression of tumorigenicity 7 (gene st7). Gene Ontology annotation, molecular function: protein binding. NCBI's taxonomy places the organism in Eukaryota, Metazoa, Chordata, Actinopteri, Gymnotiformes, Gymnotidae. The record is from RefSeq and is a predicted model, not a curated record.